AUGGGUGGGACAGUGCUGCCGCCGUUUGACCUAGAUCCCCCACCCAGGCUGCCGCUCGAGAUGGAGGAGCUAUUCCCUGCAGGUACCGAGGAUAUAGACUUUGCCUCGGUUCGACGGGAGGCGAAGGAGGUAACCCUGGCCAUGCAUCGCCAGGAAGUGCCUCUUGUCAACGCCUUCCUGACUGGGGUAAAGAUUGAUGCGGGGGAGCUCGCUCGACCAAGGCCACAGACUUCUCCGAUCGGGUUCAGAAGACGGUGCUCUCUACCGCCAAUGGCAGAGAGAGAGGUGGACUUGGCUAGACGCCAUUCCGAGACAGCCAAGGCUGCUACCGCCGAGGCUCAGGCUGCCAUCCGAGAGAGGAAUGUGCUACAGCUGAAGGUGGGGAGGUUGGAGCGGGAGCUGAAGGAGACGACCCGGCGGCUGGAGGCGGUGGAGGAGGCUAGGCUCGAGUCUGAGAGGAGGAGGACCAAGGAGCUGAGCAUGGCUCGUGCCGAGGCUGUGGAGGAGUAUCAGGGCUCAGACAGGUUCAAGAGCCUUGUGCUGGACACGAUGGUCGAGGAGCAGUAUGGGUGGGAGAAACUAGUUGCGAGGUUUAAUCCAAGGUUGGAUAUAAACUUCGACACUAGUGGUGUUCCCCCUCCCAUUCCAUCCGGUCGGGAGUCACUGUUUGUGGCCACACCGUCUGCCGAGGCCACGAGUCCUUCGGAGGCUGAGACGCGGGGAGGUGCCGAUGCUAGCGGAGGGGAGUCGACCGUGGAUCCUGACACAGCUGCCGAAGAGGAGGCGGACGACCAUGCUGAUGCCUGA
Messenger RNA from Prunus armeniaca (apricot), 807 nucleotides. NCBI's taxonomy places the organism in Eukaryota, Viridiplantae, Streptophyta, Magnoliopsida, Rosales, Rosaceae. The record is from the annotation of a GenBank genome assembly.